Sinocyclocheilus anshuiensis is the source of this 2461-nucleotide messenger RNA. RefSeq names its product glycoprotein-N-acetylgalactosamine 3-beta-galactosyltransferase 1-B. NCBI's taxonomy places the organism in Eukaryota, Metazoa, Chordata, Actinopteri, Cypriniformes, Cyprinidae. The record is from RefSeq and is a predicted model, not a curated record. The transcript has 4 exons. The coding region runs from base 518 to 1660 and encodes 380 amino acids. Gene Ontology annotation, cellular component: membrane. Gene Ontology annotation, molecular function: N-acetylgalactosaminide beta-1,3-galactosyltransferase activity.
GACAUUUGCUCAAGCGUUUCGAGAAUGGUGUGGUCGAAAAGAUUUUCUUUCUUUUCUGAAAUAAAGGCGACUUAACUUAGUGGGAUGGGUGUGUGUCACUGUCCACGAAACAAAGACUGACAGGGAGGAUCUCUGAAUAGGGUCGGCUAAUUAUAAUACGGAACUAAACCGCCCCCGGCCCGUACCUCUCGGCUUUUACUUGGUGAACAGCAUUCAGUUAACAUAUGAAGAGAUGGGAAGCACGUUGCUAGUUAGCUUUAAGUGAAGUCUAAAAUUAUCCACCAACCCAAAUUUGCAUGAGGCAGAAAAUAGCCAGGACAUGAUUUUGAAGCCGAAUUACCCGUUUAGGCUGUCAGAUUUCGGAUUUAAAUUGGAAACCACAGAUUAACUGUUAUGCUAGCUAGAGUUGGGCUGAAAUGGCCUCGGAGCCAAAUCCUGCAGUUUUUCUCACUUCAGUUAUGGAGGAAAUAAUCUGUCUGUCCCUCUGAGGUGAGAGUCUCUUCACAUAGAGCUCGUGAUGAAAGCUCUCAGUGCGCGCUCCGCGUUUUACGUGGGCUUUGUGGUAGGCACGUGCACCCUGUACGUGCUCCUGCGUCAGGUUGGAUUCACUCGGGACUUGGGGUCUGGUGAGUCCGAGGCCCACGAGAAAAGUCUGCUGGAGAUGGUUGAAGAAGAAAACAAGAACUGGAAGAAGGAGAGGUCGGCUCUCUUCAACCUCAAUCAUCCUCACCAUACAGGUGAGGAUGGCACACUGGCUGACACUCUCUAUAAGCAUGUACGCAUUUUGUGUUGGGUCAUGACCGGCCCUAAUAACCUUGAAAAGAAAGCUCGGCAUGUGAAAGCCACAUGGAGUCGCCACUGCAACAUUGUGGUCUUCAUAAGCUCUGUGGACGACCCUGAUUUUCCCACGGUCGGCUUAAACACCAAGGAAGGUCGGGAUCAGCUGUACUGGAAAACCAUUCGUGCUUUCCACUAUGUCAUGGACAAGCACGGGGACGAGGCAGACUGGUUUCUCAAAGCGGAUGACGACACUUACGUGAUCGUCGACAACCUGCGCUGGAUUCUGGCCAGCCACUCUCCAGAGGACCCGGUGUAUUUUGGCAGACGGUUUAAGCCAUACGUAAAACAGGGCUACAUGAGUGGUGGCGCAGGUUAUGUGUUAAGCAAAGAGGCCCUGAGGAGGUUUGUGGAAGGCUUUCGCACCAAAGUGUGCACUCACACUAGCUCAGUGGAGGACCUAGCUCUAGGUCAGUGUAUGGAGAAGGUUGGCGUUGUGGCAGGAGACUCCAGAGACACCUUACAAAGAGAGACAUUCCAUCCUUUCGUACCAGAGUCCCAUCUCACUGGCACAGUUUCUAAGACCUUCUGGUAUUGGAACUACUGUUAUUACCCCAUUGUGCAGGGCCCACAGUGUUGCUCAGACCUGGCCGUUUCUUUCCACUAUGUGGAUCCGUCACACAUGUACCUGCUGGAAUACUACACUUACCACUUGCGUGCCUUUGGCUACAAAUACCGAUAUCAGCCCCCUGAACCCAAUGUCAUACAAGAGUUCAAUGCCCCAGCACCAGACAAAGUGGAAACUGGAGACAUAGAGGAAAAGCUGGGGGUAGAACAACAGGAAGGAGAAAAGAAAUCCCCCCAACUUAAUGAAAAGUUAUAGCAGCUUUUUACAUAGGAAUUUUUAAAAAUAACAUUUAAAAUCUUCUUCCAAAAGAACUGUUUUUGGGGUGGCUUUACAUUUUUUGGAUAAUGUCUUCUAUAUUGUGCCACAGAAAUGUGUGCAUGACAUGUUUGUGUGAUUUAAUGAACUGCUACAGUUUGAGAGUCUGUUCUUCUCAAUAAUGCAUUUGUAUGUCAAUGUUUAAAUAUAUAUGACAGUGCAGAAUUGUAUGAAAUGAAGGUUAUGAGUGUAGGAGUCUGCCUUAACAGUAUAAUAACAUUGGAUAAUAUUUUGGGGCCACAAGCAAGGCUGCAUCUGCAUACAUUAUACUUGGCAUUCAGUUCUAUUUUUUUUCCUAUAUAUAUAAAAAUAGCAAUUGCGUGUUUGCUCUGCACUGCGUAAUCAUAAACACACCACCAUGUAUGAUUUAACGGCAGUGCCAUAAGUAAAAGAGGCCUUGAUUUUCCUUUAAUUUGCUCAUUUCGUUGAAUUAGUGCCUCUGCUCUGAUCCAGAAAAAUCAUCCACUUCCAUAUAUCCCUGGACCACAUUUGUAUUGAGUUUAGGCAAUAAUUAAACCGAGCUGCUUAUAUCGUAGAUCCUAGUUGAGCAAACAUUCAAGCUCCAGCUGUGUUUUCUCUACACAGUCUGCAGUACCUUUGCCAAAGUUGAACGUGUACAGUUUACUUUGACUAAGAUUACAUCCAUAGAAAAAUGAACCAGGAUGUAGUCCUUCAAAUGACACCAAAACAGCAUAUUACCCUUCUCUGAGAGUUAAAGGGAUAGUUCAACCAAAAAUUAAA